AUGUGGGAUCCCAGAACAAACAUAACAAAGAUAAAAAAGUUAGGGUGUUUUUUUUGCUUAAGAACUUCACGAUCUCAAUCCAACUCCGCCACUAAGAUCCAGUCCGCAUACCGGGCCCACGCGAUCCGCACCCUGUACAAAAAGAUCUCAGCCGUCAGCUUCGAAGCUGAUCACCUCCAACGCUUAAUCCAACGGCAGGAAACGGUGGACGCAAUCCGCAGCAACGAGCGGGAGAAGCUGAGGAUGAACGAGGCCCUGAUGGGUCUGCUACUGAAGCUGGACUCGGUGCCCGGAGUUAAUCCGACAGUGAGGGAGGCGAGGAGGAAGGUGAGCCGUCGGAUCGUGGCGUUGCAGGAAAUACUCGACGCUGUUUCGGAGGCAAAGACGGUUUACGACGACGACUGUUACGAAUACGGGUUUGUGAGGAGCUGGGACGACGUCGUUGCGAAGAUGGAGGAAGAGGUUUGUAGAGAAAGAGGAGGUGAUGAGAUGGAGAGGUUUUGUGCUGAGCAUUUGGGGUUUCGUUGCUUGCAGAGAUUUCUCAGUGGGCCCUGAUCUUCUAUGCUCCGAAGGAUCCAGAUGCACAAAAGUAUGGACAAGAGAAUAGCAAUACUGUUGGUUUGUGUUUUGUU
This is a messenger RNA of Quercus lobata, 632 nucleotides long. RefSeq names its product BAG family molecular chaperone regulator 5, mitochondrial-like. Gene Ontology annotation, molecular function: protein-folding chaperone binding. The record is from RefSeq and is a predicted model, not a curated record. The transcript is spliced from 3 exons. Lineage: Eukaryota; Viridiplantae; Streptophyta; Magnoliopsida; Fagales; Fagaceae. Gene Ontology annotation, biological process: protein folding. The coding region runs from base 1 to 555 and encodes 184 amino acids. Gene Ontology annotation, cellular component: plasmodesma.